UAUGUACUCAUAAAUAUAAACACGUUCAAUUUUCACAACAUACACAACUGUUUUCUGGACGCCCUGAAAGGAAGUGGAAGUGCAAUAUAGCAGUAAGCAGCGGUCGACAAAUUCAAACAAAUAAUCAUGAGUGAGGAGUUUAAUCCAGUGACCCGCAAAAAAUGGAUUUCAUACAACAGUCUAUCGAAGAAGAGCAAUAAACCGAAGACUCCAGAAAAGACAUUGGAAAAGGCUGAUCCCCCGGUUGAUGUGGAUAAGUUUCUGAUGAGACUAGAUGUUUUGCGCGACCGAAUGGAAGAAUGUGAAUAUUUCACCGAGGCGAUGGCCACUCUUAAGGAAUCAUUCCUUAAACUGCAGUAUGGAGAAGUUAUAGGAACUAAAAUUGUACCAAAUCGUUUGGUAUGUUUUGGUUUGGGCCAAUUCACCCGAAACUAUCAGGCUCUGCAUCAAUUGGCCUUUGUCUUGUGCACUCUGGAGUUUUUGGACAUAGACGAGGCCAUCUUUUUUGAUCCAGCCUUUAGCAAAAGUGAAAUAGAGGCACUCGAGAAACUUAGCUGUAAGGUAAUGAAAGAGAAUUGCGAAGGCAAAUUUAAAGCCGAUGUGUAUACAAUCUUCUAUAUGCCCCACUGUCCUAAUUGUCUAACAAAUAACCUACUUUGGAAAAAUUGGAGUCCGGAACUAUUGAAACACGUCAUACUUAUCAACAACAGUUUCGAAAGUUUGUCAUGUUCCAAGCCGGAUCGUCUGUUGCGAUUAGAUGCCAACUACAUAAUGGACAUUAUGUAUGAUGGUGGCGUUGAGAUGCCUCUUGAAGAUGAUUAUACCGUACAAAAUGUUUUCAAUGAUUUGUCCGUGCAUGUAUUUCCGCCCAGUCAUUUGAGUAAGAAACCGGAAUUUUGGGCCAACAAACAGGAGCCCAAGUACAAUGAAACCGACACAGGCGACAUGAUAUCCGCAGAGGAGUUUGCCAAGUUGAGUAUAGCCUAGGGCCAUUAAGGACAUCUUAGGACAAAGAAAAAACGAUCCAGAAAUUUAUCAGUAACCCAUACAUUACUUAACAUAACCAAAUUAAAUCUAAGAUGAUACUCAGUUGUUUUAGUCAUAUUGAAGUUGAUUAUGCGUACAUACAUACAUACAAACAUAUGCUUUAUGCUCAAAAAGAUACGAAUCGAACGAAAAAAAACUACGUUUUUGUUUAAGAAAUAAAAAAUAAGUUGACCCUUUAAAAGAAAAAAAAACCAAGAACAAUUCCAAGAAUGAA
Stomoxys calcitrans (stable fly) is the source of this 1261-nucleotide messenger RNA. Its product is annotated as SRR1-like protein. The transcript is spliced from 2 exons. NCBI's taxonomy places the organism in Eukaryota, Metazoa, Arthropoda, Insecta, Diptera, Muscidae. Bases 127 to 987 code for a protein of 286 amino acids. Gene Ontology annotation, biological process: microtubule-based process. The record is from RefSeq and is a predicted model, not a curated record. Gene Ontology annotation, cellular component: nucleus; cytoplasm.